Zea mays is the source of this 818-nucleotide messenger RNA. RefSeq lists its product as uncharacterized. NCBI's taxonomy places the organism in Eukaryota, Viridiplantae, Streptophyta, Magnoliopsida, Poales, Poaceae. The record is from RefSeq and is a predicted model, not a curated record. The coding region runs from base 187 to 468 and encodes 93 amino acids. The transcript is spliced from 2 exons.
GGUGACCAUCUAAAAUAGAAAACAGCAGGACAAUUGCUAUGUCAUCAAACAUGAUCAUCAUCAGUACUAGGGUUUCUUUAGGCCAUGUUAUUAGUCUUGACCUGUCUAGGCAGCAUUGAUGCAUGUUCAUGUGUUCUUUUUCUUAAACUGUCAGUCAUUAUUUGACUAUGUUGUAUUGCUGUUGGCAUGUACCAAUAUUUCAUGGCAAAUCUUAUAUCCCAAGUUUUUUAUAUGCCGCAGAGGACUAAGUACAACAACAUGGAGCCGGAUGUUGUUGAUUUCUUUGGGGAAUGUAUGAAUAGUCCCCGAAAUGGUCGUACUCCGCUUGCAAAUGAGAUAUAUGAGCAAAUGGUUGCAGAGAAGGAAAGAGAGCCAGAAGAAGGAGAAGCACAAAAGUCACCCUCCAAGCUCAACAGGCCACACUUGAAGAAAACCAAAGUUUGCUGUGCCAGACCCAAGAGGAAGUGAAGGGGAUGCAUACCAAGUUUGAAGAGACCAAUGCACUGCUACGAGCUGUCCUGAAACUUCAGAAAGAUUGAGGUAGGGAUGCAUACCAAGUCUGAGGAUGAUGCCUUUGCUUAAGGUUUUUCUACCUUGCUAGAACAUAUCUGUGGUUAGAACUUUGUCAGAACUACGUGCAAUCUGUUUGAAUGCUUCGAACCUUUGUGGUGGAACCUUUGUAUGUUUGAACCUCUGUUGUGGAAGAACUAGUGUGCUAGAAUUGUGUAUGACUUGUGAUGAGAAUGUUGUGUAUGAUGGCUUUUCUGUGUAUUAUGAUUCUGUGAGCUAUCAUGAGAGCUCAGUGUGUCGUCACUGUA